AUGUUAAUUAUAUUAUUAUUAUUAUUUCAAUUUGUAUUCACAAAGGAAGAUUAUUGUUUAAUUGAACCAAUUAAGAUUGUUGGUAACAAAUUUUUUACUUCUGAUUCUGAAUUUCAAUUUUUCAUCAAGGGUAUUGCAUAUCAGAAAUCGAGACAAGAAGGUGAAUUUUACGAUAAUACAAAAGAACCAAAUUAUAUUGAUUCAUUAGCCAACCCAUUCUCAUGUUUACGUGAUUUAGAAUAUUUAAAAGAAUUACGAGUUAAUGUAAUUAGAGUAUAUCAAAUUUCUCCGACGUCAAAUCAUGAUGUUUGCAUGAACGCAUUUGCAAAAGAAGGAAUUUACGUAUUAGCAGAUUUAUCAGAGCCAUAUCUAAGUAUCAGAAGGGAUAACCCAAGUUGGGACACUGAUUUAUUUACCAGAUAUAAAGAAGUUAUUGACUCCAUGGCAAAAUAUAAUAAUGUGUUAGGUUUCAUUGCUGGCAAUGAAGUUGCAAACUCCAUUGAUACUAUUGAUUCAUCACCAUUCAUUAGAGCUUCAAUUCGAGAUUGUAAAUCAUAUAUUGAAGAACAAGGAUACAGGAAAAUUCCUGUUGGUUAUGCCUCAAAUGAUGAUACAAAUAUUCGAAAUCAUUUAGCAAAUUAUUUAGUAUGUGAUUUAGAAAAUGAUAAUAAUUACUCCAAAUCUGAUUUUUUUGCAAUUAAUGUUUAUGAAUGGUGUGGAUAUUCAACUUAUACAACAUCAGGAUAUAGAGAAUUAACUAAUAGUUUUGAAAAUUAUUCGGCUCCAAUUUUCUUUGCUGAGUUUGGUUGCAAUAUUAUAAAUCCAAGGCCAUUUACUGAAAUUGAAGCAAUUUAUGGUACAAAAAUGUCUAAAAUUUGGUCAGGAGCAAUUGCUUAUGAAUAUUUUGAAGAAGCAAAUCAUUAUGGAAUUGUAAUGCUUAAAAAAGAUGGACAAUUGACAAAAUUACCAGAUUUUGAACAUUUAAAAAAGAACUAUGAAGAUGCUAAACCAAUAGGGAGUGAUAUUGAUGAAUGUUAUCAAUUGGAAACUACAAGUUGUUCAUGUCCAAAUAAUGAAAAUUUUCAAGUUGCAACUAAUUUACCACCAACUCCCGUUCAAGGAAAAUGUGAAUGUUUAUGGCAAUCUUUUGGGUGCGUAGUUAUUGAUGAUGGGGGAUUUGAUGAAGAACCAUUGAUACAAGAUCUUUGUAAGAAAGUAGAUUGUCAAGAAAUUAAAGCAAAUGGUAAUACUGGUAAAUAUGGGAAAUACUCACAUUGUAAUCCGAUAGUAAGAGCUUCAUAUGCUUUAAAUAAAUUUUAUGAACAAUGUGGAAAGAAUGAAAAUGUAUGUUUAGCUCAAGGUAGAGGUCAAAUAGUUAAAAAUGUAUUAAGUUUAAGAAAUAAAUAUUCAAGUGAUGGUAGAAAUUGUCAAGCUUUAUUGUUUGAAGAAGAUGAAGAAGAAGAAGAAAUUGAACAACCACCACCUAAAAAGAAAAUAAUCAAAAAAGUUCCAUUAAAUGAAACUCUCCCAUCUUCAAAGAAAUUUAUUUCAAAAGGUAACAAGAUUUCCAUUUUCUGGUUAA
Insectozyma verbasci is the source of this 1582-nucleotide messenger RNA. Lineage: Eukaryota; Fungi; Ascomycota; Pichiomycetes; Serinales; Debaryomycetaceae. The record is from the annotation of a GenBank genome assembly.